CAAGGGCACACUAGUUUGGAGGCUUCUUCGACCUAAUCAGCUCUAAGCUCUGAUCGUUCUUCGAGUUCCAGAAUCCCAGUCAUCUAGAUGUCGAAGAAAAGAGGGCUUUCGCUGGACGAGAAGCGUGAGAAGAUGCUUCAAAUCUUUUACGAGUCUCAGGACUUUUUCCUGCUCAAGGAACUUGAGAAAUUGGGACCAAAGAAAGGUGUGAUCUCUCAAUCUGUGAAAGAUGUCGUCCAAAGUCUAGUGGACGAUGAUCUUGUUUCAAAAGACAAGAUAGGAACUUCUGUGUAUUUUUGGAGUCUUCCCAGCUGUGCUGGAAAUCAGCUGAGAAAUGUGUAUCGCAAACUUGAAUCUGAUCUUCAUAGCAGUAAGAAGCGGUUUCAAGAGCUUGUGGAGCAGUGCGAUUCUUUAAAGAAAGGACGAGAGGAAUCUGAUGAAAGAGAGAAUGCUUUAGCGGAGUUAAAAGCCAUUGAGCAAAAGUAUAUGGAGUUGAAGGCUGAAAUAAAGCAGUAUGCGGACAAUGAUCCAGCUGCCGUUGAAGCAAUGAAGCAAGCAAUAGAAGUGGCCCACUCAGCAGCUAACCGGUGGACAGACAACAUUUUCACACUGCGGCAGUGGUGUUCAAACAAUUUUCCUCAGGCCAAAGAGCAGCUUGAAAACCUGUACAAGGAGGCAGGAAUAACAGAUGACUUUGACUACCUGGAGAUAUCACCAGUUCCACUCAGCUCAGUGGCUGAUUAGAAACUUGAAGGCAAUAGCUCAUACUUCUAAUGGGAUAUGAAGUGCAACCAUAAUGCACAUAAUGCAUUGGUGACUAGUAAUGCAACCUAAAAUUGUCAUGCAAUUCUGUUUCUUCUACUUAUGUUGCUGUCCUAGAUAGUGUUUUUAUACAUGCCUGAAGCUCUGAGAGUAGGGUAAAUUUGAUCCCAAAAAAGGGUUAUCAUCGUUGUACGAACGGUUUGGAUAUGAGGGGAUUUGCGUGCCCUGUAGACUUGUAAGACAGCCUGUUCUGUUUGUAAAUGCCGGCUUGAGAUUUUCAUCAUAGUGUUCAUUUCAGUUGUAGAAUCAUA
This is a messenger RNA of Morus notabilis, 1073 nucleotides long. RefSeq names its product meiotic nuclear division protein 1 homolog. The record is from RefSeq and is a predicted model, not a curated record. Bases 88 to 744 code for a protein of 218 amino acids. NCBI's taxonomy places the organism in Eukaryota, Viridiplantae, Streptophyta, Magnoliopsida, Rosales, Moraceae. Gene Ontology annotation, biological process: reciprocal meiotic recombination. Gene Ontology annotation, cellular component: nucleus. The transcript is spliced from 10 exons. Gene Ontology annotation, molecular function: double-stranded DNA binding.